UCCAAAUUUAUUUUCCAAAAAAGAAAAAGAGAGGAUUGUAAGCUGUUAACCUUCCCGCGCAUUCGAAUUGCUACCCUAAACAGCAGGAAACAAAUCGUCUUGCUAACAGCGCGUCGCCAUCCAGCCCUCUUAUAUAGGGUUUAUGGGUCGCAGCCAAGCGCAGCUUGGUCUAGGGUUUUAGUCUUGGAACAUUUUCCUCUCGGAAAUGGCUUUCUGGGGAAUUGAAGUGAAACCUGGAAAGCCUUUUACUCAUUCAUUUGAUGGCCAGCGUGGGAGGCUUCACAUUUCCCAGGCAACAUUGGGGAUAGGUGCUGCAAGCAAAAAAAGCUUAGUACAGUGUAAUGUAGGCAAUAAGAGUCCUGUUCUCUUGUGCUGCUUGUUGCCUGAUAAGACAGAAUCAUGCACUUUGAGUUUAGAAUUUGAGGAGGUUGAAGAAGUGAUCUUCUCUGUUAUUGGUCCGCGGAGUGUUCACCUUACUGGUUAUUAUCUCGGUAAUGGCCGGCAUUCCAAUUUUAAUGAGGACUCAGAAUCCUAUGGAGAAGAUAUUGCAGAUACAGAGACAGAGAAAUCUAAUGACCAUGGUGAAGAAGAUGACUAUGAGGAUAGUUUCAUUGAUGAUGGUGAACUAGAGGUUUUCCCUUCUUCACCAGUUUCCAGUGAUGGGGUUUUGCUUGAGGAGAAAUUGGAUGGUAAAAAAACCAACAACGGGAAGAGCAGCCACCGAAGACUUAAGAAGAAGUACCAGUUGAGUGAAUCUGAUGAUGACAUUAGUUUGCAACAAAAUAUUGCCAAAGGUAGUGCUGGUGUCCUCGUGUUGGAGAGUGAUAGUGAAGAUAAGAUCCCAAUUUCCUCCCUAUAUAAGAGUAAAACCAUUGAAAAGAAUGCAAAACUUGAAGAAGAAGAAGAAGAAGAAGAAAAGAAAGCUGGAAAUGGUAUAGGAGGAGAGAGAGGCCACAAUAAGCUAGAAGAUGGAAAAGGUCACAAGGACACAGAAGAGAAAGAAAAUGCAGGCACAGAAAAAGAUGGCAAUCAUUCUAUUGGAUCAAAAAGAAAAAAUAAUGCUGUUGGCAUAGGUGCUGGGCCUGAAAGGCAAUCUGACCUGCCAAUUGGUUCUGUCCUGCAUUCUACUGAAUUGGGCCCUGAAAAUGGCAGAAAGUCAAAGAAGAAAAGGAAAGAUCGGUCUAAAGGGGUAAAGCAUCUGGAGGUUGACAGUGUUAACCAUAAAAAUGACCUUAAAGAGGAUAAAGCCCCACAAAACGAGAAUAAGGCUGAUAACAUGGACCAGAAUCUGCCGGAAAGAAAAGAAAAUCAGAGGCCUAACAGUUAUAAGAGUUGUGACACAAAGGUGGACCAAUUAGCUGGUGACAAUCAGAGUGAUGAGAAAAAGAUAAAGAGGAAGAGAAAGAAGAGUAAAACACAGGAGAAUGAGGGUGUUGCUAAUAUGGAAGUACCUCCUUUGUCAAUGAACAAAAAGAGUGGAUCCCAUUUGGAAGUUAAGGACAGGAACUCUGAUGCCAAUUCAUCCCAAGUUAGAAUGAUGUCCAAUGGAUUGGUGAUUGAGGAGCUAAUAACUGGAAAACCAGAUGGCAAAAUAGCUUGUCAAGGAAAGAAGGUCAGUGUCUAUUACACAGGCAAGUUAAAAGAUAGUGGACAAAUCUUUGACUCAAAUAUUGGCAGAGCUCCUCUUAAGUUCCGCCUAGGUGCAGGAAAAGUUAUAAAGGGAUGGGAUGUCGGUCUUGAUGGUAUGCGAGUUGGAGAUAAGAGAAGACUCGUAAUCCCACCAUCAAUGGGUUAUGGGAAUGAAGGAGCUGGUGAUAAUAUUCCACCAAAUUCAUGGCUAGUAUUCGAUGUUGAAUUGGCUGGUGCCCGGUGAUUGUCCUGCACCAUUUGCAUGCAUGCAGUUUUGUGGCAUCAUUGCAGGCAUGCAUAUUUUGCCCUUAUAGAGCCCAUAUUUUAAGAGAUUCAAUCACAAGUUGUUUACUAAAAAAUUUUGGAUCCUUUUUCACCAUAUAGCUUCUAGCUUCAUAUUCUUCAA
Molecule: messenger RNA, 2035 nt
Organism: Vitis vinifera (wine grape)
Lineage: Eukaryota; Viridiplantae; Streptophyta; Magnoliopsida; Vitales; Vitaceae
Product: peptidyl-prolyl cis-trans isomerase FKBP43
Exons: 11
Coding region: 206-1873 (555 amino acids)
Molecular function (GO): peptidyl-prolyl cis-trans isomerase activity
Source: RefSeq, a predicted model, not a curated record